GCAACAUUAAGGGUGCAAGCUACCGUUAAAACCCGAAGAAGAAGAAGAAGAAGCAUCUUCCCCAUGAUGUACAUGAGGUUCAUGAGGUUCCGUCGCUGGUGUUUCUGACGGACUGUUUACAAAGUUGCAACACAGGAAGUCGUGUGUUCGUGUGUUGUGUAGCAGGCUGCAUAUUCCCAUGGUAGAAUCCUUCAUUCACACAUCCAUCUUUAAAUUGAUGAUUAAAGAGAAAGGAGGAUGUUCGCGGGUCUUCCUGAGCUCGGUAUCUCUAACGGAGAGGACCUGAAGGAAACUCUCACCAACUGCACCGAGCCUCUGAAAGCCAUCGACCAGUUCCAGAUGGAAAAUGGCAUCCUGCUGCCGACCCUCCAGUCUGCUCUUCCCUUCCUCGACCUCCACGGAACGCCUCGGCUGGAGUUCCACCAGUCUGUCUUUGAUGAGCUUCGAGAAAAGCUGAUGGAGCGAGUCGCCACUAUUGCAGAGGGCAAGGACGAGGACAGAUAUGGGAAGCUGGAAGAGCUGCUGGAGAAGAGCUUCCCCCUUGUCAAAAUGCCGUCCAUUCAACCAGUGGUAAUGCAAGUGUUGAAGCAUCUACCCAAGGUGCCAGAGAAGAAACUGAAGAUGGUGAUGGCUGACAAAGAGUUGUACAAGGUGUGUGCUGUGGAGGUGAAAAGGCAGAUCUGGCAGGACAACCAGGCCCUGUUUGGGGACGAAGUGUCACCGCUCCUGAAGCAGUACAUUGUCGAGAAGGAAGCAGCUCUGUUCAGCAGCGACCUCUCCAUCCUGCACAAUUUCUUCAGCCCUUCUCCCAAAACACGACGCCAAGGCGAGGUGGUCCUAAAGCUGACGCAGAUGAUUGGAAAGAACGUGAAGCUGUACGACAUGGUACUGCAGUUUUUACGAACACUCUUCCUACGAACACGAAAUGUUCACUACUGCACACUGAGAGCAGAGCUGCUGAUGUCUCUUCACGACUUGGACAUCAGUGAGAUCUGCUCCGUAGACCCCUGCCAUAAGUUCACCUGGUGCUUAGACGCCUGCAUCCGUGAGAAAUUUGUGGAUGGAAAGCGAGCCAGAGAACUGCAAGGUUUCCUGGAUGGAGUGAAGAAAGGACAAGAGCAAGUCCUUGGCGACCUGUCCAUGAUCCUGUGUGACCCAUUUGCCUGUAACACCCUGGUCCUAAGUAUCAUGAGGAAUCUGCAAGAGCUGCUGAGUCAGGACGCUUUACCCAGGGACAGUCCAGACCUGAUGCUGCUGCUGAGGAUGCUGUCACUGGGUCAAGGGGCAUGGGACAUGAUUGACAGCCAGGUCUUUAAAGAACCUCGUUUGGACUUGGAGGUGGUGACCCGCUUCCUGCCUGCCAUGAUGUCAGUGGUUGUUGAUGAUCACACCUUCACUGUAGAACAGAAGGUUCCCAGUGAGGAGAAGAGUUCGUCGUCAUACCCCACCACCCUGCCAGACGCCUUCAACAGGUACCUGCAGGAGAACAGAGUGGCCUGUGAAAUGGGUCUGUACUACAUUCUCCACAUCGCCAAACUGAGGAACAAGAAUGCCUUACAGAGGUUACUGCCUGCCCUGGUGGAGACCUACAACGACAUGGCCUUUGGUGACAUAUUCCUGCACCUGCUGACUGGACACCUCACCCUGCUCUCUGAUGAGUUUGGAUCAGAAGACUUUUGUUCAGUUGUCUUUGAUGGCUUCCUUCUUACUUCUUUUUCCAGUAAAGAGAACGUCCACAGACACGCCCUCCGGAUGUUGCUGCAUCUCCACCACAAAGUGCUGCCAUCGUGCAUGGAAACCUUGAUGAAAACUCUUGAACCUCCAAAACAGAGCAGCGAGCCAGUGAAGGAGCUCUACACACAGCUGACGGAGAAGCUGGACGCCCAGAAGAAGAGCCCUGCGCCACCAGAUGAAACUCCAUCCCUGGACCUGGGGCUGCACCCAGUGGCUGUCCCCACCACCGCCUCCACCCCAACCAAGCCACUCUGAGGCACAGCAGAACCAGCAGCGAGAACAACAGAAUCGUCUAUCAGUGACUGACUGUAAAUACAGCCACCAGUUAGCUCGUGAUUUUUCAAAAAGAGACUGGACAUUUUACAUUAUGGUUUGUUCUUUUUUUUAACGGAGGCUUAUUUUCUUUAGAUUUUUGUGUCUGAGAGGCUCUUCCAGCUCUGACAGUGUAGUCCAGCAGACAUCCCUUUUUCUAAACUUUGUGCUCUUGCAUUAUUGUCAGAAUAUACAGUAUCUUCAUGUGUCAUUGGGCUAUCAGUGUGUGAUUUGUGUCAGUAGUGCAACAACAUAUGCAAGUGGUUUCACACUUUGUGAAAUAUGCAAAGUGUUUGAGGGCUCUGUCGCAGUCUUUGUUUUAGGUCUGACAGUCUGCAGACUUUGUUUAAGGGAACAACCCACAAUGCAUAGCGGUGUGGCGUUACGACGACGACCGUGGAAUGGCGAUCAUAAAAAAGACAGAAACAAAACCUGUAAUGAGUCAACAAAAGAUGAUUUAUUUUGAUUUACAAUUGCACAUGUUAAACAGAACUAGUUGAUACUGUGGCAGGAUGUAGACCUCAGAUAUGACAAUAUAAUAAUAAUAAUAAUAAUAAUAAUAUCAAUAGUUUUACACUUCAUUAAACUACAUACAGCCUCACACUUUACUGAACAUAGAAAUGUCUCUGUUUAGGUCCAAUGAUCUCACAAAGUGCUUUCCCAUUCAUCAAAUAGCAUUAGAGCCCUCACAUCCUCAUGCACUCACACACUUACUGUCCCAAUGUCCCGUUGAUUUAGGGUAAGUCUGCACUGAGAGGUCAGUGCUUUGGGCUUAGGGGGGACAUUGGAACUGGGCCAGAAUGAAAAAAUGGACUGCUGCAAAUUUUCAACACCAAAUCCAGUCCAGAGAAACAGAUGAGAGAGAGAGCCUCAUCUCUGGUAAGAUAUUUUUAAACUGCUCACUAUAUGAGCAACAAAUGAGUAUAGGGUUUUAGAAUUACAUUUUACUUGUCAUAACAAUCAUUAAACCAUUCCGGCCUCUUUUUUUAGAGUGGUAAGGGGAUGGGGGGGCCGGGGGAUGUUCAGGGGUAGAAAACAAUCAACAGUAGAUGUCACAGAAGUGGUGUACAUCAUCUGAAAGCUGGGACCUGACGAUUAAUCUGAAAUGCGGCUCAGCACCGUGUGUCAAGUCGUUCUAGUCAUUAAUAAGAAAGAAAAAUUAAUGAAUUAAUUGUGAAAGUGUGUAAGAGCAUAGAAUAUGAUGAUAGAAGUUUGUGAUGGCCUUUCCCAUGUUUACUUAUGUCUCAUAAAUUGUUGCAGCAAU
This is a messenger RNA of Sebastes umbrosus (honeycomb rockfish), 3310 nucleotides long. It is a transcript of the gene nelfb, whose product is annotated as negative elongation factor complex member B. The record is from RefSeq and is a predicted model, not a curated record. Gene Ontology annotation, cellular component: nucleus; NELF complex. The transcript has 13 exons. Bases 238 to 1989 code for a protein of 583 amino acids. Gene Ontology annotation, biological process: negative regulation of transcription elongation by RNA polymerase II. Lineage: Eukaryota; Metazoa; Chordata; Actinopteri; Perciformes; Sebastidae.